AUGGGCUACAUCCCCUCCCACGCGCUCGAGAACCUCCGCAAGUACGCCUACAAGGGCGUCGACAAGUCGCUCGUCUCGCGCUAUGUCCUCAACCCGUUCUGGACCUGGUUCGUCACCCUCUGGCCGACCUCCGUCGCGCCCAACACCAUCACGCUCACGGGCCUCUGCCUCGUCCUGACCAACUUCGCGACGCUCCUCUACUUCGACCCCAAGUUCCUCACCGACAAGGAAGGCGCCGAGGGUCCCCCGCAGUGGGUCUACUUCACGUGGGCCGCGGGCCUGUUCAUGUACCAGAGCCUGGAUGCGAUCGACGGGAAGCAGGCGCGGCGCACGGGGAUGGCGGGGCCGCUGGGAGAGAUGUUCGAUCAUGGGUGCGAUGCGCUGAACACGACGCUUGAGGUCAUCCUCUGUACGCGUGCGUUGAACCUGGGCAGGUCGUGGUGGACCGUGUCUUCCCAGAUCGCGACGCUUGCGAACUUCUACCUGACUACAUGGGAAGAGUACCACACUGGCCAACUCUACCUGGGCCACUUCUCCGGGCCAGUGGAGGGUAUUCUUGUCAUUGUCGCAAUAUACGUUGUCACUGGAUGCAUGGGCACUGGCUUCUGGGACCAAGAUUUCCUCACCUUCACGCGACUAGAGAGAUACCCCGUUGUGCUCCAAUACAUUCCUAGAAUGGGACUCAACGACGUUUGCAUGGUCUUCGGAUGCGUUGUAACGUCCGUCAAUAUUGUCAAUAGCUCCUACAACGUCUUCAAGGCGCGGAUAGGUUCCAAGCUGAACCCCGUCACGCCUCUCUUGUAUCUCCUCCCCUUCCCCAUCUCUGUCGCGAUCGAGCUCUUCUGGCUCAGCUCACCCAAGCUCACCGAGUCGCGGAUCCUGUACUCCGCUCUCUUCGUGCCAUUCCUGUGCUGCUGGGGCCUUCAAUUCGCGCAUCAAGUCUCGCGCAUUAUCCUCGCGCAUGUGACGAAGCAGUCCUUCCCGUGGUGGGACGCGAUGUGGUUGUGGAGCAUCGCAGGCGCGGUGGACGCGAACUUGCCAUUGCUUAUCAACCGCCCGCCCAUCAUCCAAUACAACAUGCAGCGCACCGCGAUCUUCGUCUACGUGACGCUCGCGGUGACGUUCUUGUCCUACGCUCGGUUCUGCUACCUCGUGAUCAACGACAUCACGAACUACCUCGGUAUCGCGUGCUUCACGGUUCGCAAGAAGGACAAGUCGGGGGAGUGGGUUGCCGCGUCGGAGGUGAACGGGAAGAAGCAGUGA
Messenger RNA from Epithele typhae, 1263 nucleotides. Its product is annotated as Choline/ethanolaminephosphotransferase. Lineage: Eukaryota; Fungi; Basidiomycota; Agaricomycetes; Polyporales; Epitheliaceae. The record is from RefSeq and is a predicted model, not a curated record. Gene Ontology annotation, biological process: phospholipid biosynthetic process. Gene Ontology annotation, cellular component: membrane. Bases 1 to 1263 code for a protein of 420 amino acids. Gene Ontology annotation, molecular function: phosphotransferase activity, for other substituted phosphate groups. The transcript has 10 exons.